AUGGCUGGGAACAAUCAAACAGAAGUGACUUUCUUCACACUCACUGGAUUUGCAAAUCACCCAGAAUUACAAGUCUGUCUGUUCUUGGUGUUUCUUUUUAUCUAUCUGUUCACUGUGUUGGGCAACCUUGGGUUAAUCAUAUUGAUCAGAAUUGACUCUCAGCUCCACACACCUAUGUACUAUUUCCUUAGCAAUUUAGCUUUCAUUGACCUAUUCUAUUCCUCCACUGUAACACCCAAGGUGCUAGUCAACUUCCAGUCCACACAAAAAUCCAUCUCCUUUGAAGGCUGCUUUGUUCAAAUGUACUUUUUUGUGGGUUUGGUGUGUAGUGAGUGUUUCCUUCUGGGCUCCAUGGCCUAUGAUCGCUAUGUAGCAAUCUGCAAUCCCUUGUUGUAUUCCACAGUUAUGUCCCAGAAAGUUUGUAACUGCCUGGGGAUCCUGCCUUUUGUGAUAGGCUUCACAAAUUCUCUGGUAUCCAUCUGUGUGAUAAGCAGCUUGCCUUUCUGUGAUUCCAACAUCAGUCAUUUCUUUUGUGACACCACGGCUCUUUUAGCCCUAUCCUGUGUAGAUGCCUUCAGAACAGAACUAGUGAUCUUUGCUCUAGCUGGGUUCACAAUCGUCAGUUCACUCCUCAUCAUCACAGUCACCUACUUGGCCAUCAUCUCAGCCAUCCUGAGAAUCCAAUCUGCAGCAGGCAGGCGGAAGGCCUUCUCCACCUGUGCCUCCCACCUCACCGGGGUCACUGUCUUCUAUGGUUCCCUCAUUUUCACCUAUUUGCAGCCUGACAACACCUCAUCCCUCACCCAGGCACAGGUAGCCUCUGUGUUCUACACGAUUGUCAUCCCCAUGCUGAACCCACUGAUCUACAGUCUGAGGAACAAGGAUGUGAAAAAUGCUCUUUUGAAAGUCAUACAUAGAAAACUCUUUCUAUGA
Molecule: messenger RNA, 933 nt
Organism: Nannospalax galili (Upper Galilee mountains blind mole rat)
Lineage: Eukaryota; Metazoa; Chordata; Mammalia; Rodentia; Spalacidae
Product: olfactory receptor 8I2
Exons: 1
Coding region: 1-933 (310 amino acids)
Biological process (GO): sensory perception of smell; G protein-coupled receptor signaling pathway
Cellular component (GO): membrane
Molecular function (GO): G protein-coupled receptor activity; odorant binding; olfactory receptor activity
Source: RefSeq, a predicted model, not a curated record